Messenger RNA from Helicoverpa zea (corn earworm), 1942 nucleotides. Its product is annotated as putative phosphatidate phosphatase. Gene Ontology annotation, biological process: phospholipid metabolic process; signal transduction; phospholipid dephosphorylation. NCBI's taxonomy places the organism in Eukaryota, Metazoa, Arthropoda, Insecta, Lepidoptera, Noctuidae. The transcript has 6 exons. Gene Ontology annotation, molecular function: phosphatidate phosphatase activity. The record is from RefSeq and is a predicted model, not a curated record. The coding region runs from base 107 to 955 and encodes 282 amino acids.
UGGCUGGUUUUUUAUCAGUAUUGUACCAGUAGUUAUCGCGUCACGGUGUGUUCCGCGGUUGUGAACGAACAUUUUUACGUAAAUAUAAUGUUUUAGUAGUGUAACAAUGGCUGUGGACAGGUUAAUAUGGAAGAUUAUACUGGACUUCUUCGUUUUAGCGUGCGCAUCGUUCCCGCUGCUCGCGCUGAUCCUAUGGGUGACGCCGUUCCAGCGCGGCUUCUUCAUCACCGACCCGUCCAUCAGACUGCCGUAUAAGGAGCAAAUGAUCUCUGUGGGGACUCUCGCGGGAAUCGGCUUUGCUUUCAUGGUGGCUACGAUCCUCAUAAUCGAGAUAGUUCGAGACCGACAAGGGAAGGGUAUCGGAGAGAAGUUCCUCUCCGGCUGCGUGGUGCCAGGCUGGGUGUGGGAGAGCUACCACGCGAUAGGAGUCUUCACCUUUGGAGCAGCCUGCCAGCAACUCACCUCGGACCUGGCUAAGUACGUCAUUGGAAGAUUGAGGCCGCAUUUUUAUGAGGUGUGCAACCCGUCCUUCAACCUGAACGCCACAGCGAACGCUCUCGGCUACAUCCAAGUAUACACAUGCACGGGAUCUGAUGACGCCAAGAUCAAGGAGGCGCGCCUCUCCUUCCCCAGCUCUCACGCCAGCUUCGCUAUGUACUGCGCCAUAUUCUUCGUUUUCUACGUGCAAGUGAAAGGCAAAUGGCGCGGCUCGAAGCUGCUGCGCCACGGCGUGCAGUACGCGGCCGUGCUCGGCGCGUGGUACGUGGGGCUGUCGCGUGUCGUCGACCACAUGCAUCACUGGAGCGACGUCGCCGUCGGCUUCCUUAUCGGCGCUGUCUAUGCUUGUAUAGUGUUCGUCUACGUGCUGAAACCAAAGAAGUAUGGUCUGCCAGUAUCCUGGGACGAGCCCCAAGUCCCCACCAACACGCUGCCCAGGGCUGUUCUAGCGCGAUGACCAGAAGCCUUCUGAACAAUAUAGCUUAAAAAUUGUAGACUACACUAAAUAAUAUUAUAAAGCUAAUGAGUUUGUUUGUUUGUCUGUCUGAACUAUAGGAUUGUAUUGAAAAAUUAUUUCAGUAUUACAUGGCCUAUUUAUCGAAGAAUGCUAUGGGACUUUUAACCGUAUGUGUGCAGAGUAGUUCUGAGAUAAAACCGACGGCAGAAGCUAGUUCAGUGAUAUAUGAAAAAUUUUGCUAUGGUUAAUAAGAUUUCAUCUCAUUCGCUCCAAUAGUGCAAUAAGAAUUUAAGCUAUGGAAAUAAAAUUGUUUUUGCAACGCCUAGAAAAAACUUAGAUAUUGUUUGUUGAAAUAAAAAAGCUCGGUUUGGUCUCGGUUUGGUUUGGUUUGAGUUUAUUUCAUAAAUUAAAUAACUAAAAAAACGGCUUUAUUGCAGCUUUUUUGUUAAGAGUGUGGAUCACUUUAAAAACAUAAACUAUAUUUAAGUAAGUACAAAUUAGGAAAAACCAAUUUGUUACUAAAAUAUAACAGCUAAGCAAUAAUGUAACACAUUUUUAUGCCAGUCUUUAUUUGCGUCAAUAGAAUUUCAUGAUUCUUUAAAAAAACAAUGUAAAUUAAUUACUUUUCCUAACAAUUGCGAGCCAAAUAAAUGUUUAAAAAGUAUUUAUAAGUAUAGCUAAAGUAGGUUUAAAAUAAUAUUUAUCAAAGAUAAAAUGAGUCUUAAGUGGCAGUAAAUAAAAUCGCUUUUUGACUGAAAUGAGUGAGAUGUACUUACCUAUUUAGAAAGAAUAAAUUACAGGGAAAUAUAUUAAGGAAAAAAAUAACAUUCCAGUCAAAACAGAAACACUAUUUUCUUAACUGUAGAUCACAAUGUAGAAUUUAAGUAGAAUUAUUUAUUUUGUACAAUAAAACAUAUUUUUUGAAGCUACCUAUGUCAGUUUUGUAUGAUGAAUGUUAAAAUAAAUAAAGAAAUAAGAUAUUUUUUA